UUGAAAUUUUUAUAAAACGAUAAGAUUUUAAGUUUAUGUGAUAAGUAAAGUACAAAUAUUAUUAUAAAUAAUAAACAAUAAUUCUAUCGACAAACAUAAAACAAAAUGAAAAAUGUUUUCCAUGAGAAUAUUUUCUGUCGAUCAUUAUAUGUCAUCGCCGAUAUUAGGGCUAGACCCAACGUAUUCACACUUUCGUGGUAAAGAAGUGAAACAAGUACCCGUUCUAAGAAUUUUUGGUGCAAAUAAAACAGGUCACAAAACUUGUUUACAUGUUCAUGGAGUAUUCCCAUACUUGCAUAUUCCACAUGAUGAAACAAGUCUAGAAUCAACGGAAAAAUUAUGUUACCGGGUUGCAACAAGUCUUGAUAAAGCAAUUAAUAUUUUAAUGGGACAAUCUGAUUCUACUACGCAGCAUGUAUUUGAUGUUACACCAGUUGCUGGCGUCCCAUUGUAUGGAUAUCAUAAUCGUAAACAUCAAUUUUUAAAAAUAAGAUUUUUCAACCCAUUCUCCAUUAAAAAAGCUGCAACACUUUUUCAAAAUGGUACAAUUUUAGAUCGUAUUUACCAGCCGCAUGACGCCCAUAUCAAUUAUGAAUUACAAUUUAUGAUUGAUUUCAAUUUACAUGGAAUGAACAACAUAUAUUUAUCCGAUAUAAAAUAUCGUAUCGAUGAAAAGAUCGAUUCAUCGAUAAUCGAUGAUAUACCAUCGCAGCAAAUUUUAAACAAAAAUAUAACACGAAUUAGUACCUGCAAAUAUGAAAUUGAUUGCUUAUGUGAAAGUAUACUUAACUUUCAAGAAGUAACAAAUGGUAAAUUAAGUACGAAUCCAGGUAUUGCAGCUAUUUGGGAAGAAGAACGCCACCGGCGUCAACUACAAAACAAAAAUACACAAGAUAUCGCACCAACUGCUUCACAAUUUCGAACAAAACUAACAGAAACAAACAGUGAAAUAUUUUUUAAAAAUCGUUUACGCGAUCGAUUAGAAACGAUAAAAAAUAGUAACGUGUCAAGUGUACCAUCGUUAAACCAAUCGAUUUACCCAUCAGAAGUGUCAGAUCCAAAUCAAUUUUUAAAUGCAUCAAUUGCACAUUUAAUGCAAAAUCCUGAAUUAUCUUUCACGCCGAUUGAAAAAUCUGAUUCAAUUGUGAAUGAAAGUUUAAUAUUAAGUUUAACACAAGAAGCUAAAAAACCAAAUAAACCAAUUAUAGACGAUAUUUAUAAUGCUCUAAUAGAUCUUAUUGAUGAAGACAGCAUAUUAUCGCAGCAUCCACUUAACGAACACGCAGUAGCUUUAGAAGAUGAAAUAGAACAGGAAUCACAUGAUUUGGAACAAACAUUAGUUGAAGAAAAUGAAAUGUUUUCAUUAAAUCAGAAGGAAAAUGAAUCUACUGAAAUCGAAUCGGAAGUGAUCAAUGAAAUAUUUUCCUCAAAUGAUUCAUUUAUGAAACAUGUCAAUGUUUCACAAUUAGAACAAAAUAUUGAAGUUCAUUUAGAACACACGGAUUUAGAUAAUUUUAGCGAAGAUACUGUAAUCGAAAGUGAAAAGCAAUAUUCAAUUUUUUAUGACGAUAUACUCGAGAUGAAAAAAACCCAACUAAAAUCAACAGAAUUAACUUUUUCACAAUUAUCUAAUGAUACAUUAGAUUCUGUGAUUGAAAAUGAAAUUGAAAAAAUUGAAAAAUCACAUAAUGAGGAAAGUAUUAUAUAUUCAUCGGAUUCGGAUGAAUUAAUAUUUGAUGGUGAAUGGAAACGAAUUCCUCAAAUUGAUGGAGCCACAAAAGACUUGAAAGAAAAACCGAAACGUAAAUCAAGACUUUCCAAAAGUAAUCAACCAGAAAUAUUUCGUGAAAUUUUAUGUGAAUAUACUGGAAUGAUUUAUAAAAUUGAACCUGUUAUUGAACCAAAAUUGCCAAAGAAGAAAUUAGGAAGACAAAAAUCAAAAAAUACCAAAGAACAAAAAAAACCCAUUGUGAAAGUAUUAAAAGUCGAAAAGAAUAAUUUAAAUGUGGAAGAUUUAACAAAAAGUAUUAAUUACAUGCCAGUACCGCUUCAAGAUGUAAAAAUGCCCGUAACGCUUGAAGAUGUAAAACCAAAUAAUACUGUUUUACUAAGUAUGCCAAUUAUCGAUGAACAGUAUGAUGAAUUAUUAAAAGAUUUUGAUCAUUUUUUAUCACAGAGUACAUUCACAAAUUCUAACUUUGCAUCACAGAAUGAAAUAUAUAAAAUAUACCCACCGAAUGAAUUGAAUACAACAUACUCUAAACCAGAAAGUAGUGACGAUUCUAUUAUAAUGCCACCAGUUGAUGUUAUUAUAAAACAAGAUUUAGAUAGUACAUUUACGAUAAAAAAUGAGUGUAUUGAUUCAAAACAAAGUAUAAAUUUUGAAAGCUAUAUUGAACCAAAGUCUUUUAAUAUAAAAACCACACAAGUGAUUAAAAGUGAACCAUUAAUUAAAAACGAAACUAUUUUACAACGACCAAACGAUGAAACAUAUUUAAACCAAGAACCUAGUCAUAUUUUUAUGGAUGAUUUUUUAAAUUGUACAUUUGUUAUCAAUGAUCAUAAUCUUCCGAGUAUUAAAGGUUUGAUAUCUGAAAUGAUAAAUGCGAUUGCACCAAAUGAAACAUUUGAAAUAUAUCCGGAAUCAUCUUGCAAUUUAUAUCAUGAAAUGAAUGCAAUUAUCUCCGGUAAAACAACAAUGGUCGACAUUAGCUGUCGGUUCUUACAAAAUGUACGCGAAUGUCAUUAUCGUAAAAUUUUAAAUUCUGAGCAAACUUCAGAUGUGCCGUAUAUACUGAGAUUAAACCGUAAUUUAGAACCAAUUGCUAUUGAUACAUGUGAUGAAAAUCAAUUUCCAACAACAACAAAAUAUACUAUUGAUAAAAAUAAAUUUAUAAAAUCGAUAAUUUAUGAUAACAGUUUGGAAAUUACUGACAAACAUACCAUAUAUUGUAAAAAUGGUAAAAUUGUCAUCGAGGAAAAUUUAUUUAAUGAUAAUCAAAAAAGUCGCUAUGAGCAUUAUACUAAUUGGGAAAAAGUUAAAUUUAAUAUCAAAGAAGGCCGUCCGUGGAAUAGUACUAAAGAUUCAUUAAAAAAACAAGUGAAAAAAGUACAUAGUUCACCGAAAAUUGUAACAAGUAAACCAUUUGAUUCAAAAUUACGCGAUUUUAUUACGAAUAAUAAUACUUUCAAUGUACAAAAUAAAACGAAUGAAAAUAUUCCUCUAAUAAAAAAGUCAAUAAAACUAGGAGAAAAAAAUAUAGAUGAAUUUAAAGACGAAAUUACUAAUGAAAAUCAGUGUAAAGAUUUUAAAAAGCAAGAUAAAAGUACUAAGAAAGAAUCUAAACUUAACAAUUUAAAAAAUAAUUCGGAAUCAAAAUCGAAAGAAAUAAAUCUUGAGUUGAAAAAUAAUUUAAAUAUUGAUGAUAAAAUUGAAAAUCAAUGCGUAUCCGAAAAUAGAAUUACCCAAAAAAUUGAUUCGGUUAUUAAAAACACAAAUGAUAUAUUGAAGAAAUUUGAAUCAGAAAAUAAGAUUUCAGAAAAGAAAUUAAAAUUGAAACAUUUACAAAAUAACGAUGAAAUAUCUGAGAAAGAAAUUGAAUCAAAAGCUGCCUAUGAAGACAGAACAUCUAAUGAAAUUAUUUGCAAAAUACCUUUGAAUUUGAUACCACAAAAAGUUUUUGAAAAUUUAAAAAACGAUAAACUUCUAAUUGAUACAAUUAACCUUGCAUCAUCUUCUUCCACAUUAAUUCAAGAACGCCUCUUAAAUAAAGAAAAUCAAGUAUUGUUAAAAAAUAACAUCAAAUCAGCAAAAUCUAAAUGGUCUAAAUCUAGUAAAAAAUUAAAUCAAUCUAAAAAAUUAAAGCAAAAUGAAGAAGGUUUUGUCAAAAACUAUCCAAUUGCCCAAAGUUCACCAAACAAACAACAAUAUAAAAACGAAAAUAAUGUUACGAAAUUAGUGACUAAUGAAAAUAAUACUGGUACUAGAAAAGAUCGAACAAAAAAGAAAAAUGUUUUAUCAAAUGACUAUCAAAUGAACUUACAAAAAAAUACAGAAACGUUUGCUCAAGAUAAAAUUGAGAACCAUGUAAAAGAAUUCAAUUUGAAAGAAAUUUUAUCUGAAAAUGUUACACAUUCUUCUCCUGAUAUGAUCGAGACGGUAAAAUACUUGGAAAAAAUUGAGACGCCAUUGGAAAAUAAUAAAACAGAGCAGAAUCAUGCAAUUUUACAGCUAAUUACAAAGAAAAAAGAUUCAAAAAAAUCAUCUGAAACUGUCACACUUUCAUCUGUUGAGGAGGAAUUGGCGACAGAGCUGAAUGUGAGAUCUGAAAAUAAUAUUGAUAAUGCCUCAAAUCAUGUAUCAGAUUAUUUAAAUUUGACAUCAUUUGAAAAUAAACAAGCUACAAGAAACAAAUUCUCAAAAGGAAAACGGAAAACAAUACAAUUCAGCAAAACUAAGAAGUCGGUUGAAAUGAAUUCAUCACAAAAUAUAUCUGAAAAUGGUGAAACUUUACUUUCUACUUCCAAUUCAGUUCAGUUCAUGAAAAAAAGGGAAAUGCCAUUGAAAAAACAAAUUCAAAAGAAAAGAAUUAUAAGAAAAUCAACUAUUGAACGGUUAAUUGAGGAUAAUGAUUGUUCAAAUAUUUCAGAAAAUGAACCACGACGUUUACGUUCAAUGCAAAAAUCAAGUAACGUAAGAGUAUUUUUUAAAAAUUUAGAAAUUAAUAAAAAUCUUGAAAAUCAUAAGACGUCCAACGACGAUAAUAAAAUGAUUAAAAUUGAAGAAUUCACCACGGUGUUGAACGAAAAUUCAACAGAAAAUAAUGAUAGUUUGCUUAUCGAUACUAAAUCAGAUCAUUCAAAUUUGUCAGCGGAGCAAGUCUCAAAAUCCUAUGACAUAGAAUUAUCCCCAACAAUCAAAUCUUCUACAAGUAAAUGUAAAACUUUAAAGACGGAAAAAAAGAUCAAUUCUGAUGGAUUAAACUCACACAAAAAAAUGGUUCAAUUUAAUUCGAGACCAGAUUUAACAGAAAAUGGUGAAAAUUGUUGUAUGAUUUCUAUGGCCAAUAUUGACAAUCCAAAUCCAAUUGAAUCAAUGGAAAAAAUUGAGAUAAAUGUCCAAUUUCCAAAAGAAGAACACAACACAAUUGUAAAGAGCAAAUGCACAAAACAAUUGAAAGACUUAAAAGUAUUUGUGGAGAAUUUAGAAAUACAUGAAAAUUCUGCUAAAAAUCAAUUAAAUAAUGUUAAUUUAAAUUUAAAGUCGCCUGUCGAUAUAUUUUCAAAUACAUCGGACCAUCAAAACGGAUUAAUGAAAGAUGCUUUUGAACAAGAACCAUCCACAAGUAAAUAUUUGCAAAGUAAACUAAGAAAUAAUUUAGAGAAUAUAUCUCUAAAUAAUAUCAAUUUGGACACAAAGUCGUCUAUCGAUAUAGUUUUAAAUACAUCGGAUUCAAGAAAAGGAUUAACGGGAGAAAUUUCGAAGUCAUUUGAAAAAGAACAGCUCAAAAAUGUUCAAAAAAAACGAAAAAAACGAAAUCCGUAUACACGACGCCGAAAAAUGAAGAAAACUGUUAAAAUAAAUUGUCACGAUUCCAUAACCGAUGGUUUAAAUCUAGGAAAGUCAAUUAGAACAUCGUCGGAGAGUAAAAAAUUUGAAAAACUUGAAGAAUUAAAAAGGAAUGCAAAAACUUGUGAUAUUGAACCACAAGAUAAAAUGACUAACGAAAGCGAAAUGAAUACUUUGGAAGACCGUAUAGUACAAAGACCUGUACGCCAAGCUAAAUUAAAUGCUUGUAAGAAUAUUCAAAAUUUUUCAAUCUUGUUUGGUGUACAUUCCCGACGUAUAGAUUUUAAACAGAAUAGAGAAACAAAUUUAAAUAAUAUUCCGACGUCUACGGUAAAUCAUAUUGAAGAAAAUCUUGAUCAACUUCAAAAUCAAAAAGAAAAUUUACCAUUAAAAACGUACUUACCAAAAUCAUCACAAGAAAAUAUGGAGGUUCUUGAACAAAAUUUAAGUAAUUAUGAGAACAUUCCAGGAAUUGAUGGUACACUUGAUGUAUUACUGACUACUUCAUCAGAUGAUUCUUCAACUGAUAGUAGUGGAGACGAUCAUGUAGAUAUUCUAUUUGUUGAUGGUUUAAAUAAUGAACAAUCAAUUCGUGAAAAAUAUUCUUUACGUGAAUGUUCAGUUGUUUUAUCUAGAUUUGAUGCUACCAAGAACGAACAAGUAAAACAAGAAAAACAAGAGAUAUCAAUCAAGAGAAAAUUACGUUCACAGUCCAGGGUGAUGACACCAAAUAAAAUUCUUGGGACGAGUCAACAAUCUAGUUUUGUACCCUUGGAUAUUGCUUUUACAAAAUCACCAACAUCUAGAAAUUUAAAAGAUAACGAAAAACAAAGAAGAGCGAAAAAACGAUUGAAAUUCGAUAAUCAACAGUCAUACUCUAAUGAAACUACUGCAGAUCCAUACAUUGGCCCUUCUUCUACUUCUACAGAUGUUAGUGAUCAAUUCGAAUUUCGUUACCAGAAAAUCCUAUACCAAAAGUUGCAAAAUAUUGAAGAUAAUUUCAAAGAUAAGAAUUUUCAAUCCGCAUCUGAAAUUGAAGAAAUAUUACCACAAUCUGUAGGCGGUGAGUUAAUUCAACAACAUUUUGAAUCGCAAUCAUAUAAUAAUCAAAAUGAUAUGAAUAAUGUGAUUCAAAAUUCCUGUGAUAAUUCAAGUGAUUUAGUUAAUAAUUCUAUUAGUGAUAAGAAUCGUAGAAGAAGCUUAAGAAAUCGUACACUGUUAUCAGAAACCAAAAAAAUUGCAAAACAUUCAACAAAUAUUUCAAAACCAUCAACUUCAAUUGGAAAAAUAGUUCCAGAAACGUCUAUAAAUUCAAAUAGGACAUAUGUCGAGGAAAAUACAGGUUGUGUAUUUAGUCCUAAAUCUACCAAAAAAUUAAGUUUAAUUAAUUUAUCACAAGUUCCCUUACAAGAUGAAGCUGAUGCUGCUAUGGGACAAUUUAAAAAUUGCUCACCAGAAAUUGAAAGUGAUGAUAGUAUUACUAUUCCAAAUCCUACAGAAAUAAACAGGGAAAAUAUUUCUCCCAGUCCAGAACAUGAAAUCCAAUUAUUAAUUUCACCUAGGAAAACACAAAAAAAUUACUCAAACGCUUUUGAAUAUGAUCUAAAAAAUAAAUAUUUUCCACAACCUGGAUGUUCCACAACUAAAGGUGAUAACUUAGCAUCUGAAAGUCAUCCAGGGGAAAAAAUAACAAAUCUCUGUGAAAAUGAGACCUCACAAUCGUUACUAUUUGAAAAUAAUGAAAAAUUGCCACAAACUCAAGUGUCUGAAUGUGAUGUAGAAAGUUUUUAUGACAUUACAUUUGGCGAUUGUACAAAACUCGAUGAAGACGAUCUAGUAUCUAAUUCUAAAAGUAAUUCAUCUUUCCAUUGCGCUCAAAAUAUUAAUGAAUUUGAUCAAAAACCAUCACAAUCGACAGAAAUGCAACUAAGUGGUUUAUCAUUUCAAUCAGAUCAAAUUUUAACACAGACACCAAAUGAAAAAUUAAAUAUUUUAAACUUGUCAACUAUAGAAUUUGGGAAAGGUGUAAAACGUUUAACAAAUGGAUAUGUCAUAUUAAUGCCGAAAUUUAACCCACCCUCUUACGAUGAUAUUAAAAAUUCUGCAGCCGAAUACAAUAUUCCUGAAGUGCAAUAUGAAAAUCCUUUUUAUAGUGUACCAACGGAUGCAACGGGUCGUAUUGAAAUUGGCCACAAAAUAUUGAAAAUUCCUACAAAGAUUGUACAAGAUUUAUCAGAAUUCACAUCUAAUUUAGAAUUUGAUGCUCUGAAUGUGUGGCGACAGCGUAAAAUUGAUAAUAUGCAUGUAAAUGGUGGCCAAAAUUUUGCUUCUAAUCGUGAAAUAUUAAUUACACCAAAUAUUAAACCGCCGUCUUUAAAAGAUAUCGAGGUGUGGUUAAAAGCUAAAAAUUAUCUUAAAGAUGUUAAACCAAAACGAGAUGAAAGUGUAAAAAUAAAGAUACGAAUUCCUUCCAGUCCUGGCGGUGGAGGUAACGAUUCAGAUGAUAGUGAUUCUCUAACUUUAACACCAUGUACACCAAGAAAUGAAUCAAUUCAAACACCAAUCGAUAUUUCCAUAAAUACACCAAAAAGUGCACAAAAUUCAACAAUUCUAACACUAGAUAAUUUUUCAAAUACACCGAAAACUACACAAAUUGGACAAAGUCCAAGUAUGAUUCAUAAAGGUACAAAACAUAUUUUGAAAAAUAAACGUGUAAAAGUUGCAUUAGCAAAAUCAUUUAAUAAAUCACAAGAGAACGAAAAUUUACUAGAUCCAUCCGUCGCAAAUCUUUUAAAUGAUCCACAAUUUCGUAAAGAUUUAAAUUCACCAUUGAGUAAUUCAAGUUGUCUUAUAACAGGCGUUACGUUAGAUAAUACACACGGUUUUAAAGUACCUUUAGAAAAUUUUCAAGACGUAAAAGCAAUGAUAAAGUAUCAAUAUUUAACGACAGUUAUUCUCGAAUUACAUAUUAAAAAUCGAGAAGAUUUUAAGCCAAAUCCACGGCUAGAUCCAAUCGUUGCAAUAUUUUAUUCAAUUUACAAUGAUGUACCAGAAAAUUUCGAAUUACCUCAAUCUGAAACAGGUGUUAUUUGUGUUGGUUCAAAUGAUUUUUUAAUGGGCACAUGUACCAGUAAUAUAAAAAUUACAUACGUUGAAUCUGAAUUACAAUUAUUUGAUAAACUAAUCGAAUUAUUUACGAAAUGGGAUCCAGAUAUUUUAGCGGGAUAUGAAAUAGGUCGUUUAUCUUGGGGUUAUCUUUUAGAACGUAGCUUUCAUUUGCAAUUAAAUCUACCAAAACGUUUAUCCCGUAUACCAGAAUCUCGUGCAAAUACACGUAUCGAUGAAAAUGGUCAAAUGUCCGAUUUAAAUUUUACCGGGCGAUUAUUUUUAGAAAUAUGGCGAUUAAUGCGACAUGAAAUUAAUUUGUAUAGUUAUUCAUUUGAAAAUAUUUACUUUCAUAUUUUACAUGAGCGUAUACCAAAGCAUUCAUUUAGAAAUUUGAGCACUUGGUUUGAAAGCACACGCAAUCGUUAUAUCACUGUUCAAUAUUAUCUCAAACGUGUCACUGGAGUAUUAAGCAUUUUAGAUCAAUUAGACUUUAUUGGAAGAACAUCGGAGCUUGCGCGACUAUUUGGUAUACAGUUCUAUGAAGUUUUAUCCCGAGGUUCACAAUUUCGUGUCGAAUCAAUGAUGCUACGAUUAACAAAACCUUUAAAUUAUAUACCUGUAACACCGAGUGUGACACAACGAGCAAAAAUGAAAGCACCUGAAUUUUUACCUUUAAUAAUGGAACCAGAUUCACGACUAUAUAACGAUCCAAUUAUUGUACUAGAUUUUCAGAGUUUAUAUCCUUCAAUGAUAAUUGCAUAUAAUUAUUGUUUUUCGACAUGCUUAGGACGAGUAAGUGAACUCGGACAAUCACAUCCUUUUGAAUUUGGAGCAACACAAUUACGUGUUAAUCCAAAACUUGUUGAAGCAUAUCUAAAUAAUAAUAAACUAAAUAUUAGUCCAUGCGGUGUGGCAUUUGUUAACGACAGCGUUCGCCAAGGAAUUUUACCACGUAUGUUAAAAGAAAUUCUCGAUUGUCGACUGAUGGUGAAAAAAUCAUUAAAAGAAAAUAAAGACGAUGCAACUUUGAAACGUGUAUUAAAUUCUCGCCAAUUAGGGUUAAAACUAAUUGCAAAUGUUACGUAUGGCUAUACAGCAGCAAACUUUAGUGGUCGUAUGCCAUGCUGUGAAUUAGGCGAUAGUGUGGUAAGUAAAGGGCGUGAAACUUUAGAACGGGCUAUACAAAUGGUGGAGAAAAAUGAAAAGUGGCGCGCAAAAGUCGUUUAUGGUGACACUGAUUCUUUGUUUGUAAUAACACCGGGACGCAGCCGAAAAGAUGCGUUUGAAAUUGGUAAAGAAAUUGCUGAUGCUGUGACAAAUGAUAAUCCAACACCGGUUAAGUUAAAAUUGGAGAAAAUUUAUCAACCUUGUAUUUUACAAACAAAAAAACGGUACGUUGGAUAUAUGUAUGAGAGCCCUGAUCAAGAAGAGCCUGUUUAUAAUGCAAAAGGAAUUGAAACGGUUAGACGUGAUGGUUGUCCAGCUGUAGCUAAGAUUUUAGAGAAAACAUUAAGAAUACUAUUUGAAACCAAAGAUAUGAGCAUGGUCAAACAAUAUGUCUGCCGCCAAUUUUCAAAGAUUAUAACUGGACGAAUAAAUUUACAAGACUUAAUUUUUGCCCGAGAAUUUCGUGGAUUAAAUGGAUAUCGACCGGGUGCAAUGGUUCCAGCAUUAGAAAUAGCAAAACGAUAUAAACAACAAGAUCCAAGAAGUGAACCAUUACGUAGCGAACGUGUACCAUAUGUUAUUGCUAGUGGAGCACCAGGGACGACUCUUGUAAGAUUAGCAAAAGGACCGCAUGAGCUAUUAUCUGAUCCAGCUUUAAAACCUCAUAUUCAAUAUUAUAUUACAAAAGUUAUUAUACCACCAUUAAAUCGGUGUCUGUCGCUUUGUGGUGUUGAUGUUCAUGCGUGGUAUAAAGAUUUGCCUAGAAAAUAUAAAUUAUAUUUUCCAACCGCUGAAACGUCAUCAAAGGAUGCAAAAAAAACUACAAUUGCUCAGCAUUUUGCAACAGCUAGUUGUGCUAGUUGUGAAACACAGACACGAGAUGGAAUUUGUUCCAACUGCAUUAAUGAUCCACAGAAAACUGUAACAAUUUUAGAAGAUAAACUACGAAAAUGGGAACGGAAUUUAGAUAACAUCAGAAAGAUAUGUUCUUCGUGUUGUGGUCGUUUUGAAGAGACUCAAUGUACUUCUUUAGAUUGCCCAGUUCUGUAUCGUUUAACACAAGCUGAACGUGAUUGUGAGCAAGCGACAUUUGUUCGUGAAUUAGUAAAUUUAAAAUUUUAAUAGAAGUGCAAUCAUCGGUUUCUACUGACAGUGAUGAUACCAACAGUGUAAUAGAAGAACUUUUUUAAUUAAACUUUUUAUUAAAAAUAAAAAGUAUGUAUUUUUAUGUGAUUUUA
This is a messenger RNA of Chrysoperla carnea, 11082 nucleotides long. RefSeq lists its product as uncharacterized. The record is from RefSeq and is a predicted model, not a curated record. Gene Ontology annotation, cellular component: nucleus; zeta DNA polymerase complex. Gene Ontology annotation, biological process: double-strand break repair via homologous recombination; error-prone translesion synthesis. The transcript has 15 exons. Gene Ontology annotation, molecular function: DNA binding; DNA-directed DNA polymerase activity; nucleotide binding. The coding region runs from base 113 to 10966 and encodes 3617 amino acids. NCBI's taxonomy places the organism in Eukaryota, Metazoa, Arthropoda, Insecta, Neuroptera, Chrysopidae.